Molecule: messenger RNA, 312 nt
Organism: Colletotrichum fioriniae
Lineage: Eukaryota; Fungi; Ascomycota; Sordariomycetes; Glomerellales; Glomerellaceae
Gene: RSM27
Product: mitochondrial 37S ribosomal protein mS33
Cellular component (GO): mitochondrion
Source: RefSeq, a predicted model, not a curated record
AUGAGUGUCCCACGCGCGAGGUUGUUGGACCUCAUGAAGGCCCAAUGCGAAGUCUUUGCGACAGUAUUUAACCCCGAGGGAGUGAGGACGGGCAACAAGAUCCUGCGCCAACGAUUGAAGGGACCUGCUAUCGCCGACUACUACCCACGCAAGGUUGUGACCGUCAAGGAUGUGCAGAGAGAGUUCGGCCCUCAUGUCACAACUCUCGACUUGGAAGAGAUGGACCGCUUGGAACACAUUGCUGGACUGAAGGCCCGAGGAAAGAGUGCGCCGAAAAAGAAGAAGACGAAGACCGAGCCCAAGAAGCGAUAA